Protobothrops mucrosquamatus (brown spotted pit viper) is the source of this 875-nucleotide messenger RNA. It is a transcript of the gene CDNF, whose product is annotated as cerebral dopamine neurotrophic factor. Gene Ontology annotation, biological process: dopaminergic neuron differentiation; neuron projection development. The coding region runs from base 1 to 585 and encodes 194 amino acids. Lineage: Eukaryota; Metazoa; Chordata; Lepidosauria; Squamata; Viperidae. Gene Ontology annotation, cellular component: endoplasmic reticulum. The record is from RefSeq and is a predicted model, not a curated record. The transcript has 4 exons.
AUGGCGCGUCCCUGGGGGAUUUCCCGGCCGUUGCACGGUUGCAUUUUAGCAGCUCUGAUGGUGGCGGCGCUCUGUUUAAGCCCCGAGGCUGCCGGGGCGCCUUCCGCCUCCGUGGGCGCCGAAGCUCGGUGCGAAGUGUGUCAAGAUUUCUUGGAAAGAUUUUACAGUUCUUUGAAAGAAAAACAUUCUGAUUUCUCCACGGCUUCUAUAGAGGAGGAAUUAAUUAAGACUUGCAUGAAUACAAAAGGCAAAGAAAACCGCUUGUGCUAUUAUCUUGGGGCUACAGAGGAUGCAGCUACCAAGAUCCUCACUGAAGUCAGUCGUCCGAUGAGCGUUCACAUCCCUGUGGCAAAAAUCUGUGAGAAACUGAAGAAAGGAGAUAUUCAGAUUUGUGAACUCAAAUACGAAAGACAACUUGAUUUAACUUCGGUAGAUCUAUCCAAGAUGAGAGCGGCUGAGCUGAAGAAGAUCCUGGAUAGCUGGGGAGAAGUUUGCAGAGCUUGUGUUGAAAAAAGGGAGUUUGUGAACCUGAUAAAGGAGCUUGCUCCCAAACAUACAGCCCCCACUGCUAAAGCUGACCUUUGAUGGAUGCUACUUACCAUGAGCCCAUGAAUGCUUUCCACACAGCUUUAGGCAUGACAUCAUGACUGGAUUUCAUUCACCAGGACCCUUCUGAAGAAACUUAAGAAAUUGCUACUAGAACUCCAUGGAUCGCAAGGAUUUUUGCAGUGAACAAAAUUCAGUAGAUGGACAUAAUCAGUGACUGGGUGAAGAAAGAUUUCUCAAUCGUAAAAGCACAGGAAAACCUAAUGGAAUAUUUUGCAAUUUGAUUAUCAGACCCAGACUUGAACAGCAGUAGAAAACUUGCUCAAAAU